This is a messenger RNA of Passer montanus (Eurasian tree sparrow), 1097 nucleotides long. It is a transcript of the gene TMEM215, whose product is annotated as transmembrane protein 215. The transcript has a single exon. Bases 319 to 1041 code for a protein of 240 amino acids. The record is from RefSeq and is a predicted model, not a curated record. Lineage: Eukaryota; Metazoa; Chordata; Aves; Passeriformes; Passeridae.
UCGAGCCCCCUGCGCCCGCCGCCAGCGUGGGAGGGCGCGGCGGGGCUGCAGGCGGGGGAGCCGCUCCGACCGGCUCCGGGGAGCGAGGGAACGAGCGAGGGAGGGAGGGAGCGAGGGAGGAGGCAGGAGGCAGGACAGCUCCCGGCCCCGGCCCGCCCUCCGUCUGCGGCUCCACCGAGGGAAAGCCGAGCGGCGCCGGCUGUCGGGGUGCUCCGUGCCUCGCUGCCCGGGAAACUUCGGAAGCUUGCCGGGGAGCGUCUGUCCCCUGCCCCGAGGGGCGCUCCGGCGGAGGGAAGCGUCCCCGUGCGCACCAGCUGGAUGGCGCGGACCCUGAGACCCGACGACAUCAACCCCCGGACGGGGCUUGUGGUGGCUCUGGUCAGCGUCUUUCUGGUGUUCGGCUUCAUGUUCACCGUGUCUGGCAUCAAGGGAGAGACCCUGGGAGACAUCCCGCUGCUGGCCAUCGGGCCGGCCAUCUGCCUGCCGGGCAUUGCCGCCAUCGCCCUCACCAGAAAGACCGACGGCUGCACCAAAUGUCCCGAGAACAUGCGUCCGUGCUGUAAGGAAGUCAGGGACCGGGAUGUCAUGGAGCUGCUAAGGACCCCCUCGGACCUGGAGUCUGGCAAGGGAAGUUGUGACGAGCUGGCCAGGAAAGCUUACCGCAAGGACAGGAGGGGGCUGAGGGGAGAGGACACGGUGUUCAUCUGCACCACCAGCACCACCGCCGCUGCCACGGCAGAGUGCAAGAGCCUCACCAAAAAGGUGGAGCAGGAGGAGAUGCUGAAAUACCUGGAGAGCUGUUACCCAGAGAUGCCAGAGAAUGUGUUCGUGGGAGAUGGCUCCACAUACAGUGCCUUGGAGAAGAAGAGCUCUUCUCCCAGCAGGGACAGCACUCCUUGCCCUGACAUUGAAGACAACAUUUUUGUGGCUCCUAAAGAUAGUAUCAUUGUCUGCUCUUACAAGGAUAACAGCCCUUAUGACAGGUACUGUUGUUACAUAAACCCCACUGGAGUCAAUUCAGACCAGGAGACCAUUGUGUGAAAGAUGCAUACUUUAUAUAUAUGUAUGUAUACAAAAACUGAAACUUCAACUUCUUG